This is a messenger RNA of Adineta steineri, 711 nucleotides long. Lineage: Eukaryota; Metazoa; Rotifera; Eurotatoria; Adinetida; Adinetidae. The record is from the annotation of a GenBank genome assembly.
AUGUCGUCACCAAACACAAGCACUGCAAGCGUCGAUAUUGAUGCUAUCGAGGCUGUCAAAUACAAUACAGUUCUGUUUGUUGAAGUCUGGAGCUUCGUAAUAUUUUUCCUUGGUACAGUUGGUCAUAUCUUAAGUAUAUAUGUGUUUACACGCCGCUCACUUCGAUCAAAUGCAUGUUCACAAUAUUUUUUGGCGUCAGCAGUGGCCGGUUUGGGCGUUGUCUAUAUUAAUAUACCUCUACGUUUUCUUCAAUCUGUGUUCAAUAUUGAUGUUUUUGCAAGCUCAGAUGUAAUGUGUAGAAUUUUAAAUUGGCUUUUAAAUUGGAUAAAAGCCACACCACUAUGGAUUGUUGUACUUGCUUGUGCCGAUAGGUUUCUGAGCAGUUCAUCUUCUGCUACUACUCGUGGAUGGAGUAGUACUCGUGUUAUUAUUCCUGCUACUUCGGUUACGAUUUUUCUUGUUGGUCUGUCUUAUAUAUAUCUCCUCAUCUAUUCACGUGGAAUCGCAGGACCAGCCUGUAUUAUACUUCCAGAAACUUACAGAGUAUUUAAUAACAUUUUUAAUUUAAUCGUUUUUGUUAUGGGUCCAUCUGGCAGCAUGUUGACUUUUGGGUUACUUACCAUACGAAAUAUUCGUCAAAGUGUGAAACGAGUUCUACCUAAUAAUAUUCCUAUUCAAGCUCAACUUCAGACUCAAAACAAACCGCAAUAA